AUGUUAUGUUUGUGCAUUUUUUCUUCCUUUGCGGUCACCCUGGACUCCGAGACGAAGGCCGCCGCGAACAUCCCCCAGGACGCCCGGUUCUUCGCGUGGUGCUAUCCCGUGGUGGACGUCGGCACGCGGCUGCCGUCGACGGGGGAGGGCACCUUUCUGCAGUACGGCGGCUACCUCUACUUCGACGACAGCCGCGAGGCCAUAGCCACCAACGGUGUGGCGCCCGCGGCUCUGGGAACGCUGGGCCUCAUGUUUGUACGUGUCUGUCACGCCGGUGCCCAAGAGUUCGGCGGAUUCCAGGAGAUCACGCUAAAAGCGCUGUCGGACAAGGGUGCGACACACUUCGCCUGGAUGCGCCCGGAGGAGUUUGCAGACGAGGUUGCGUCAGCGGACGGCUGCUUUGUGUACAAGUUUCGGAGUGGCGGGCCCAAAUACUUCCCCGUGGUUGCGAAGCCAGUGUUCACACCAGAUAUGCUUCAGGAGGAGCUCGACGAGACAGAAGCGUGGGUUGUCAUUCGCACCGCUCUGCCGACGGUUGAGAGGCCGGUUAUUUUUAGCAAGGACAAGUCUUUCAUGGAGAACAUGGAGAACAGCGGAGAUCGCAAUCUUGCGGUGUCGGCGGACAACACAGUGUCGGUCGUAGGCGAUACAGGCUCGCCGAUCAGCUACGCGGAGUGGCAGCAGUGCCAUGAGCCAGCGACGCUUGCAAAACCUUGGAUUAUUCAUGUCGUUUCGCGUCCACCGCCCGCCUUUCCUAGUUAUCGUUGA
Prorocentrum cordatum is the source of this 768-nucleotide messenger RNA. NCBI's taxonomy places the organism in Eukaryota, Dinophyceae, Prorocentrales, Prorocentraceae. The record is from the annotation of a GenBank genome assembly.